CCCUCACCUCAUUAGUGAAUAAAAGGUGAGUUGUCAGCAGACACACUAACACACUGCUCAGAGAUCAGCAGACACACUCUCCGGUCAGAGAUCCCUGUUCACUGUCAGUAAUGGAAACCUCUUCCAUCCUCCUCGUCUGCAUCCUGGUGACCUGUUCAGUCUGGACAGUCCAUGGGAGAAGCUUGGAGAUUAACAUCGACGAUCAGGAGCAGGUGGAUGUGGCGAUCUCCGUGGAGGCCGGCAAGCUUCCAGGUAAAUGCUGGGCCUGCAAGUGGGCUUUGAACAAGGUGAAGAAAGUCAUGGGACCAAACGUGACCUCAGAGGGCGUGAAAUCAAAGUUGAACAUUGUCUGCAACGAAAUUGGCCUCUUGAAAUCUCUGUGCCGCAAAUUUGUAAAUUCACACAUCUGGGAGUUAGUCGAGGAGCUUUCAACCACGGAUGACGUGAGGACAAUCUGUGUGAACACUGGAGCCUGCGAGCCAAAGCAGCUGUCUCACCUGCUCUUUUAUCCAAAACAAGAGGAAUCACAAACUGAAAUUAUUGAAUACUCUUGAUGUUGUAUGCAUGAAUACAAAUGAAUUCACAUUUAAUUUUUUUGAUUUAAUACCAAAAAAAUGAACCGUGGCUUUCUGGUAGUGAAUGUCUGCACGAUUAAAAUUGCAUGCUCAAAGA
Molecule: messenger RNA, 672 nt
Organism: Scophthalmus maximus (turbot)
Lineage: Eukaryota; Metazoa; Chordata; Actinopteri; Pleuronectiformes; Scophthalmidae
Exons: 5
Coding region: 111-554 (147 amino acids)
Biological process (GO): defense response to bacterium
Source: RefSeq, a predicted model, not a curated record